AUGUCACCACCAAUUCCUGAAAAAUUUGACUCCCGCUUUGCUGGAUUGGAAAAAGAUCCUGUGUUUCGUCGCAAACGAAAAGCAACUGUUAUCAUGUUUAUAUUACGUAUGUUUCUGCUUGGAGCUGAAUAUGCUAUUAUUUUACCAUCAAUUUGGCUUUAUUUGGAUACGUUUAAAGUUGAACCUUGGUUUCUAGGUCUAGUUAUAGCUGUGUAUCCAACAGCAAGUGUGAUAUCUCUACCUGUUGUUGGCAUGUUUUUUGAUAAAACAAAGAGAAUCAAAGAACUUGUAUUAAUAUUGAAUGGUUUUGAAAUUAUUGGUAAUAUUGUUUACGCAUUACCGUAUUCUAAAUGGUUAGUGUUUUUUGGUAGAAUGUUAGCAGGCCUAGGAGACGGUUUUUAUGCAUGUGCAAAUACGGAAAUUGUGUAUACAUACCCAAUGAGUGAAAGGACUGGAAUAUUUGCCUUGCUUGAGGUUGGGCGGGUUCUUGGGCUAACAUUUGGUCCAGCGUUAAAUUUUUUCUUAGCCACAGUUGAUUUUAAAAUUGGUGAUUGGUCUAUUAAUUUUGGAACUGCUCCUGGUGUAUUUAUGGCCUUAUUAUGGAUCCUAUCUCAGAUUUUGACUAUGUUUUAUAUUUCUAAUUUAUCUAAGUUAAUUGAUGAAAGAUCUAAAUAUUGUCCUAACAUACAACUUGAUUCCAGAGGUCCACCUCAAAAAGAAUAUGAAAUUGAUUAUAAGCGUGUUCGAGAGACAUCAUUGUGUGAAUCAGUACUUGAUGUGAACUACGGUGACGAAGAACCUUUAAUAAAACGUGGAGGACGGCCAGCUUUUCGAUGUUACCAAACAAUGAAUGGAAAGAUGAUGAUUGAUGACGAACUAACAGAAGAUGAUGAAUUCUUUCAAGAAUCGUCAAUGGAUGAGCCUGCAGUAGUUGUUACAAAAUCAAGCACAAUGCAACUGCUUUUACAGCUUUGUACCAUGGAAGUGUUGUCAAUAUUCUUCUCAGAUCUUGUACUGUGGUUAGCUCAAACAGAAUUUGAAGUUUUGUUGCCACUAGUUACUCAAGAGGAUUACGGUUGGGGAGAAAGGGAAGUUAGCGCGAUAUACAUGGUUGGUGGUGUGUGGUUGAUGUUUGUUUUUUUCUUAAUCUACAAAUUCGGUGACAAAACAAACGUGAAGGAUCAACACUAUGUUGUUAUUUCCCUUCUACUAACAAUCUUAGCACUAUUAUUUUUAAUGUGCGAACAAAUACCUGAUGAAAAGAACAAGAAAACAAGAGUUGGUAUAUUUUUAUCGAUAUGCGUGGUUGUGUUUUCAGCAAUUCCUUUGAAUUUGGUAGCCAUAAAAUCUUUAGUUACAAAACUUACUCCAAGAGACUCACAAGGUGUUACACAAGGGGUGUACUCAUCUAUUAGUAGGGUAACACUCAUCCUUGGACCACUUUUAGCUGGAAUAUGUUUCAAUCACAGACUUGUAUUUGGUGCCUUAAUGGCAACGUCCUGUAUAAUAGCAUUAAUUUGGGUUGUUCUUUCUUUACGCAAGAUAAGGAGUAAAAUAGCACUUAUGGAGGAAAUAGAUUCGUAA
Molecule: messenger RNA, 1584 nt
Organism: Hydractinia symbiolongicarpus
Lineage: Eukaryota; Metazoa; Cnidaria; Hydrozoa; Anthoathecata; Hydractiniidae
Exons: 1
Coding region: 1-1584 (527 amino acids)
Biological process (GO): transmembrane transport
Molecular function (GO): transmembrane transporter activity
Source: RefSeq, a predicted model, not a curated record